AUGAAUAGCAGUGAUUCGGACUACUGUAUUAUAAUCCCACCCUCAGUUCAACCUCCACAGUUUGUUACGCUGAUUUACGGCACGUUCACCGCUUUCACCACCGAUGCUGAUAGAAGUACAAUCGCCGUUAUGACAUUGCCAAUGUAUGCUUCGGUCGACACCCAUGUACCAACAGUUGAAUUGAGUACACUUCAAACAGUAGUGGAGUCAUCGGGUUCUGAGUUGGCAGCUGUAGCCGAAAGCAUUGCCUUAUCCGACAAUGAGGCCCAAAGUACAUCUGACACCGUUUCCCGACCCCCUUCAACGGUUUCUUUGCAAACUGGAGAAGCAAAUACCCUGAGAUGGUCAGCUUUUUUUGGAGUAGUUUCAUUGCUUAACUUGCUCUUCAUUUAUAGAGGGAGGGUCCUUUUUUCACUGUUCCUUUAA
Messenger RNA from Komagataella phaffii GS115, 426 nucleotides. RefSeq lists its product as hypothetical. The coding region runs from base 1 to 426 and encodes 141 amino acids. NCBI's taxonomy places the organism in Eukaryota, Fungi, Ascomycota, Pichiomycetes, Pichiales, Pichiaceae. The transcript has 2 exons. The record is from RefSeq and is a predicted model, not a curated record.